AUGGUCGAAUCCUCCUCUUCCUUUAUGCACGGGCAGACGCCCGGAGGUCUGACAGAAGCACUGAAUAAAUUCUACGACUUCGAGUAUCUCGCCGAAGGGAGGGCCAACACGGUCUUUGUCAUCCGAGAGAAGCCUGAGCGCGACUCCAGCUGGCCUUUGCCUGAGGGGACGUUUGCGGAGACGUUGCUGCGUGUGCCCAAAGUCACGGACGGCAUCGUACCAUGCGACUACGACACACUGCAGCAGUUCCAUGAUGGUGUUGUAGUCCCCCAAGUGGGCGAGGAGCACGUGGUACCGCAGGUCCUUGUUAAGAUCACGGAAGAGACUGCAGACAAGCUCGACAAACUUCGGAAACGGGACAGCAAGAAAGCACGAGCUGCAGAAGACACCCACAUCGGUGUCGGCUCCGCCAUGCUCAUCCAGGACAUGAGCGAAUCGCCAGAGUACCUCUCCCUUGAGUUCAAGCCGAAGUGGCUCGCGCAAUCACCCCUGGCGCCAAAGACUUCGAUCCGGUGCCGAACAUGCGCCCGUGAGGCUUACCGAAUCGCACAAAAGGUGGCCGAGGGCAAGUCGGCGGCGAAACUAGGUCCUCCUGUUUGCCCGCUGGGGCUUCUUCACUCAGAGCGGUGGAUUCGAAUGGCUACCAUUGACCGCCUGGCUCCUUCGUGGUCUGAACAUGACCGUGAGCGGCUUGCCGAGGCCCUCCAGCAAUCUGGCCUGCUCGAGCGCCUACGACAGCUUCAAGUGCGCGGUGAUCCAGAUCGCGCCCUGUUCGACAACCCGUCCGAUGCACAGUUCGGCUUGACUAUGACGUUGCGGGAUUGUUCUUGCUUUGUGCGCAUGCCCAAGGACAAAAACGCCCCGGUUCUGAUCAAACUGGCCGAUGUCGACAAGAAAAACUGGGAAGCCAAGCAGACAUAUUGGCAGGACUCGCACAACAACCUCGUUGACAACGGGUGGUAUACUGGCGAGGAGCAGCCGCGACUAGAGACAAACUGCAUCUUUGAGCUGGAUCGCCUACGCGCUCAUCACGAUCAUUCACGUGACAAGCUUUUCGCCGCAUUCCUCGCUCGUGCUCCGAAGGACGAGUAG
Microdochium trichocladiopsis is the source of this 1092-nucleotide messenger RNA. RefSeq names its product inositol-pentakisphosphate 2-kinase-domain-containing protein. The record is from RefSeq and is a predicted model, not a curated record. Gene Ontology annotation, molecular function: ATP binding; inositol-1,3,4,5,6-pentakisphosphate 2-kinase activity. The transcript has a single exon. Gene Ontology annotation, cellular component: nucleus. NCBI's taxonomy places the organism in Eukaryota, Fungi, Ascomycota, Sordariomycetes, Xylariales, Microdochiaceae. Bases 1 to 1092 code for a protein of 363 amino acids. Gene Ontology annotation, biological process: inositol phosphate biosynthetic process.